UUGGGUUGUUUCAUUUAAUUUCUUUUAAAAUCUUGAUGUUCCAAGACAUGCACAAUGGACAAGAUCUUCUUUUGCUUUUUGAUUCCCCUUCCCAUUUUGUAUUAGAAUAAUUUAAUGGACAAAGAUUUGUUUCUUGGACCAUGACUACCAUUACACUGUGCACAUAUUUGCUUUGAGGAGGGAAGUUUUGAGAUAGAAAAUGGAUACACAAAAUCUUGAGUGCCCAUUGAUUGUAGAAACUGUAAAGGAAGAGUGUAAGAAGAGGAGAAGAAAUGAUGAAAUAUUGGUAGAAGUGAAGAAGCUGUUGGUAUUAGCAGGGCCUCUUAUGUCAGUCAAUUUUUCACUAUUUGCCUUACAGGUUAUAUCUGUAAUGUUUGUGGGACAUCUUGGAGAGUUAGCUCUUUCUGGUGCUUCUAUGGCUACUUCCUUUGCCUCUGUCACUGGUCUCAGCUUGUUGAUGGGAAUGGCAAAUGCAUUGGACACUUUAUGUGGGCAAUCAUAUGGCGCAAAGCAGUAUCAUAUGCUUGGUAUCCAUAUGCAAAGGGCAAUGUUUGUCCUAUUACUGGCCAGUGUUCCGCUUGCCUGCAUUUGGAGUAAUGCAGAACACAUUCUUGUAUUAUUGGGACAAGAUCCGGAAAUAGCAGCUGAAGCAGGAAGUUAUGCGCGAUAUAUGAUUCCAACGAUCUUUGCCUAUGGAUUUCUCCAGUGUCAAAUCAGAUUUCUACAAGCCCAAAACAUAGUGCUACCGAUGAUGUUCAGUACUGGAAUAACAACUUUGCUGCAUUUAUUCAGUUGUUGGAUUCUGGUAUUUAAAUCUGGCCUAGGCAACAAAGGUGCUGCUCUGGCUAAUGCGAUAUCCUACUGGAUUAAUUUCUUGUUGCUAGCUGUAUAUGUCAGAAUAUCCCCGUCCUGCAAAAGCACGUGGACCGGAUUAUCAAACGAGGCAUUUCAAGAUACUUGGCAAUAUAUAAGACUUGCUAUUCCUUCAGCUGCUAUGUUCUGCUUAGAGAUUUGGUCUUACGAAAUAAUGGUUCUGUUGUCUGGACUUCUUCCAAAUCCGAAGCUAGAGACGUCAGUUCUUUCCAUCAGUCUUAAUACAUGUUGGAUGGUGUAUAUGAUACCUCUAGGACUAAGUGGUGCCACGAGCGUAAGAGUUUCGAAUGAACUAGGCGCUGGACGACCUCAAGCAGCUCGUUUAGCAGCUUGCACUGCGGUAUUCUUGGUUGCUACAGAAGGCAUUGUUGCAGCAAUAAUUUUGAUUUCGGUUCGUAAACUGUGGGGCUAUUGUUAUAGCACUGAGGAAGAAGUAGUGGGAUAUGUAGCAGAAAUGCUAAUCUUGAUAGCAGGAUCCCACUUCUUAGAUGGUAUUCAGUCUGUACUUUCAGGUACUGCAAGAGGAUGUGGCUGGCAAAAUAUAGGGGCAGCAGUUAACUUAGGAGCUUAUUACCUUUUCGGAAUACCUGCUGGUGUUGUAUUAGCUUUUGUCUACCAUUUUGGUGGAAAGGGACUUUGGUUGGGAAUCAAUCUUGCCGUCUUUGCACAAGCUCUACUUCUUUUAAUAGUUACUCUGUGCACAAAUUGGGAAAAAGAGGCAAAGAAGGCAGUUGAUAGGGUGACUCCAGAGCUAACAUAGAAGAAAAUGCAGAAUGACAUUUGACAUGUAGAGGAAGAGUUAACAUCCAAACAAUAUGGCAAGAUUCUCACAAGUUCAUCUAACUUUUCUUGGUAUACAUGAUUUUUUUUUGUAG
Molecule: messenger RNA, 1748 nt
Organism: Nicotiana tabacum (common tobacco)
Lineage: Eukaryota; Viridiplantae; Streptophyta; Magnoliopsida; Solanales; Solanaceae
Product: protein DETOXIFICATION 16-like
Biological process (GO): xenobiotic detoxification by transmembrane export across the plasma membrane
Cellular component (GO): membrane
Molecular function (GO): xenobiotic transmembrane transporter activity; antiporter activity
Source: RefSeq, a predicted model, not a curated record